AUGGCGGCCUUUCUGCUAAGGGUGGCACAGGACGGCUCCGGCGACUACCGGACGGUGCAGGAAGCCAUAGAUGCCGUCCCUCUCUGCAACACGCGUCGCACUUUGAUUCGUGUCUCUCCCGGCAUCUACAGGCAGCCCGUGUACGUACCCAAGACGAAGAAUCUCAUCACUCUCGCUGGUCUGGCUCCUGAGCUCACUGUGCUCACCUGGAACAACACCGCCACCAAAAUUGAGCACCACCAGGCUUCUCGUGUGAUUGGGACUGGGACUUUCGGGUGUGGGACAACUAUUGUGGAAGGAGAGGACUUUAUUGCCGAGAACAUCACCUUUGAGAACUCUUCUCCUGAGGGUUCAGGCCAAGCUGUGGCGAUUAGAGUAACAGCUGAUCGAUGUGCCUUCUAUAAUUGCAGGUUCCUUGGAUGGCAGGAUACCCUGUACUUGCAUUAUGGAAAGCAAUAUCUGAAAGAUUGCUAUGUUGAGGGAAGUGUUGACUUCAUUUUCGGCAAUAGCACAGCUCUUCUGGAGAAUUGUCAUAUCCAUUGCAAGGGAGCUGGCUUCAUAACUGCACAAAGCAGGAAAUCUUCCCAGGAGACAACAGGAUAUGUAUUCUUAAGAUGUGUAAUCACUGGAAAUGGAGGGACUUCUUAUGCACAUCUGGGACGGCCAUGGGGACCUUUUGGAAGAGUGGUCUUUGCGUAUACAUUUAUGGAUGGGUGCAUCAGACAUGUUGGCUGGAAUAAUUGGGGUAAAACAGAGAAUGAAAGAAGCGCAUGCUUUUAUGAAUACAGGUGUUUUGGACCAGGGAGUUGCCCAUCAAAACGGGUGACAUGGGCUAGAGAACUGUUAGAUGAGGAAGCAGUCCAGUUCCUCCAGCAUGGUUUCAUUGACCCAGAUCCAGAAAGGCCAUGGCUUGCUCAGAGGAUGGCGCUAAGAAUACCAUAUUCGGCAUAG
This is a messenger RNA of Prunus armeniaca (apricot), 951 nucleotides long. The record is from the annotation of a GenBank genome assembly. NCBI's taxonomy places the organism in Eukaryota, Viridiplantae, Streptophyta, Magnoliopsida, Rosales, Rosaceae.